AUGAACGAUGAGGAGGUUCUCUCCGAGAUGAAGAAGAUGGUGGCCUUCAUCAAACAAGAAGCAGUCGAAAAGGCUCGCGAGAUCCAGAUCAAGGCCGACGAAGAGUUUGCCAUCGAGAAGGCCAAGAUCGUUCGUCAGGAGGCUAUCAACAUUGACGCGCAACACGAAAAGAAGACAAAGCAGGCCGAGACCGCUCAGAAGAUUGCUCAGUCGAACCAGACCAACAAGUCACGAUUGAAGAUCCUCCAAACUCGUGAACAGCACCUCCAGUCUCUGUUUGACGCUGCACGAGAGAAGCUCGACGACAUUGCAAAGGAUCAGGAAAAGUACAAGUCGCUUUUGGCUCAGCUCAUCCUCCAGGGAUUGCUUCAACUCAUGGAGUCCAAGGUGACCGUCACAGUAAAGUCGAACGACGUGCAGAUCGCCCAGGAUGCCGCGAAGCAGGCCGAAAGGGACUUUAAGGAGAAAUCGGGCAAGUCGACCAGCGUCACUGUUCAGGAAGGUCUCGACAAGGACAGCGCCGGAGGCGUGCUGCUCGCAGGUCACGCUGGAAAGAUCACCAUCAACAACACGCUCGACGAGCGUCUUCGUCUUCUCGAAGACCGCAUGCUUCCCGAGAUCCGACUCGAUCUGUUCGGUCCCAACCAGAACCGCAAGUGA
Messenger RNA from Pseudozyma hubeiensis SY62, 660 nucleotides. RefSeq lists its product as hypothetical. The coding region runs from base 1 to 660 and encodes 219 amino acids. Gene Ontology annotation, biological process: proton transmembrane transport. Gene Ontology annotation, molecular function: proton-transporting ATPase activity, rotational mechanism. The record is from RefSeq and is a predicted model, not a curated record. Lineage: Eukaryota; Fungi; Basidiomycota; Ustilaginomycetes; Ustilaginales; Ustilaginaceae. Gene Ontology annotation, cellular component: proton-transporting two-sector ATPase complex, catalytic domain. The transcript is spliced from 3 exons.